This is a messenger RNA of Nanorana parkeri, 2996 nucleotides long. It is a transcript of the gene LIG3, whose product is annotated as DNA ligase 3. Gene Ontology annotation, cellular component: DNA ligase III-XRCC1 complex. Lineage: Eukaryota; Metazoa; Chordata; Amphibia; Anura; Dicroglossidae. The coding region runs from base 6 to 2969 and encodes 987 amino acids. Gene Ontology annotation, biological process: mitochondrial DNA repair; lagging strand elongation; double-strand break repair via alternative nonhomologous end joining. The record is from RefSeq and is a predicted model, not a curated record. Gene Ontology annotation, molecular function: ATP binding; zinc ion binding; DNA ligase (ATP) activity. The transcript is spliced from 20 exons.
UUUUUAUGAAAAGUUUAUUGAAACUUUUGAUUCUGCAAACGGCAAGGAUAUUCUCACCACUGUCAUCAAGGAGCUUUUCGAACACUACUACUCCUAUUCUGCGUUACUCACUAAGAUUACCAUAUCUCAGCACCUUACAAUUCAACUUUGCUAUAAGAAAUAGAAGCUGCCACAGCAUGGCAGAGCAACGUUACUGUGUAGAAUACGCCAAGCGCGGAACUGCAGGCUGCAAGAAAUGCAAAGAAAAGAUAGCAAAAGGCAUGGUACGAAUUGGAAAAAUAGUUCCAAAUCCUUUUAGUGAAUCAGCAGGAGAUAUGAAGGAGUGGUACCAUGUCAAGUGCAUGUUUGAGAAGUUGGAGCGUGCACGGGCAACUACAAAGAAGAUUGAUGACCUCACCGAGCUUGAGGGUUGGCAAGAGCUACAGGACGCUGAAAAGGAAAUGAUUAAUCAGCAUGUAAAAGAGCUUGCUGCUAAAGCUGGAGCUGCACCAACACCUCGGAAAAAGACUCCUUCAAAGGCGAAUCAACCCCCGACAGCACCAAGUGCAUCUCCAUCAACAAUGCCUGCACCGAGCCCUUCACCUUUAAAGUUUUCUGGGUUUUCAGCAAAGCCUGAAUCCUCACAUUCGGCAUCCAGUUCCAGUAGUGGUUCAAGUCUGUCUGCAGCAAAAUGUGAUCCAAAACACAAGGACUGUCUACUGCGUGAAUUCCGCAAAGUAUGUGCCAUGGUUGCAGAGCAGCCAAGCUAUAAUGCCAAGACCCAGAUCAUCCAGGAUUUCCUAACAAAAGGAACUGGUGGAGAUGGUUUCCAUGGAGAUACAUACUUGACAGUGAAACUGCUAUUACCCGGUGUUAUCAAGAGUGUUUACAACCUCAACGAUAAACAGAUUGUCAAGCUCUUUAGUCGUAUAUUCAACUGCAACCUAGAGGAAAUGGUUCGAGACCUUGAGCAGGGAGAUGUGUCAGAGACCGUUCGGAUUUUCUUUGAAGAGAGUAAAACCUUCUCCCCAGCUACUAAGAGUCUCCUGACAAUUCAAGAAGUAGAUGACCUGCUCAACCAGCUUUCUAAAAUGACCAAAGAAGAAGACCAGCAGAAAGUACUGGAGGACAUUGCACACAGAUGUACCAGUAAUGAUCUGAAGUGCAUCAUUCGGCUAAUAAAGCAUGAUUUGAAAAUGAAUGCAGGAGCUAAACACGUACUUGAUGCUCUCGAUCCUAAUGGACAUGAUGCAUUCAAAGCAUCCCGCAAUUUGGAAGAUGUGGUGGAACGUGUGCUACAAAACCAGCAGCAGGCACCAGGCAUGAAACGCACACUUAGCGUAAAGGCUACGCUAAUGACGCCUGUUCAGCCUAUGUUGGCUGAGGCCUGCAAAUCUGUAGAGUAUGCUAUGAAGAAAUGUCCAAAUGGAAUGUAUGCAGAGAUAAAGUAUGAUGGAGAACGCGUCCAGGUGCACAAAAACGGUGAUCACUUCAGCUAUUUUAGCCGUAGUCUGAAGCCAGUUCUUCCCCACAAGGUUGCUCAUUUCAAAGACUAUAUUCCCAAAGCUUUCCCUGGUGGCAAUAGCAUAAUCUUGGACUCUGAAGUGCUUCUUAUCGAUACCAAGACCAGCAAACCCCUUCCAUUUGGAACGUUAGGAGUUCACAAGAAAGCUGCUUUCCAGGAUGCCAAUGUAUGCCUCUUUGUUUUUGACUGCAUAUAUUUUAAUGGUGUCAGCUUAAUGGACAGGCCAUUAGUUGAGAGACGAAAGUUUAUGCGUGAAAAUAUGGUGGAAAUCCCUAACCAUAUAUUGUUCUCAGAAAUGAAACAUGUCACGAAAGCAUCAGAUUUGGCAGACAUGAUUACCCGAGUAAUCAGAGAAGGUUUAGAAGGCCUUGUGCUAAAAGAUUUGAAGUCAAUGUAUGAGCCAGGAAAGCGUCACUGGCUGAAGGUGAAAAAGGAUUACUUGAAUGAAGGUGCUAUGGCGGACACUGCUGAUCUUGCAGUUUUGGGAGCAUUUUAUGGAAAAGGAGCAAAUGGUGGUAUGAUGUCUAUAUUCCUUAUGGGAUGUUAUGACACAGAGAGCGGCAAGUGGUGCACAGUGACAAAAUGCUCAGGUGGUUAUGAUGAUGCAACGCUUGCCCGUUUACAAAAGGAGCUGGAAAUGGUCAAGAUCAGCAAGGACCCAUCUAAAAUCCCUUCAUGGCUGAAAAUCAACAAGAACUAUUACCCGGACUUCAUAAUACGGGAUCCUGAGAAUGCCCCUAUCUGGGAGAUUACAGGAGCAGAGUUCUCCAAGGCAGAGGCCCACACAGCUGGUGGGAUUUCUAUACGUUUCCCGCGUUGCACCCGCUUCCGAGAUGACAAAGAUUGGAAAACAGCCACCACUUUACAGCAGCUAAAGGAGCUAUAUCAGAUCUCAAAAGAGAAGUGUGAUUUCACUGUUACGGCCACGUCAUCUCAGGAUGAGGAAGGCUCUUCUGAGAGCAGCAGUCGGGACAAUGAAGCAAACUCUAGACCACCAACACCUAGUGGCUCUGUGAAGAAACCAAAAAGCUCAAGUUCUAAAUCACCUGGCAAAGAUAAAAGAAAUGACAGUGGCAAACUUUCCCAACCAAAGAAAAGCGAUGAACCAGCUAAAGCAGAGAAGAGGAAAAUCGUAUCACCAGUCUCUGUUGAUAGUAAAAAGGUAAAACUCUCCAGUGCAAGUAAUGGCAACGGGCACAAUGUGGCACAACCGUCAGCCACAGCCAAAACCCUUCUGGAUAUAUUCACAGGAGUGAGGCUUUAUCUGCCUGCUUCUCUUGAAGAAUUUUCAAAAUUGCGCCGCUACUUCAUUGCUUAUGACGGUGAUCUCGUCCCAGAAUUUGACGCUCCUUCUGCCACACAUGUGAUGGGGGAUAUUCCUGAAUGUGCUGAGGAUGCCAAGCAUGUGACACCACGUUGGAUAUGGGAAUGCAUUAGACGCAGAAGGCUAGUAGCACCUUGCUGAUGGCUCUGGGCACACACAGUUACUGAC